GAAAUACAAUAGUCACGUGACAGUAUAUCAUGGCGGAUCAAGCCGAAGGUAGUAAUAUCAAAGUUGUUGUUAAAACGCCUAAAGAAAAGAAGGAAAUAAACAUCUCACAAAAUGCCACUGUGAAAGAGUUUCGUCAAAAUGUUUCCGAAGCCUUUAGUGCCGACAUACAGCAAGUAUGCUUAAUUUUUGCGGGAAAAAUAUUGAAGGAUGAUGACACGCUGUUGCAACAUAAUAUUAAAAACGGACUUACAGUCCAUUUAGUAAUAAAGAGCAAGCCAGAAACACCAACUGCUCCAGCUUCCACACCAUCUAGUCAAAAUACACCCCAAGGCACUCCGCAAUCAAAUGCCCCUUUCGGCUCAGGAUUUCUCGGAGGUUUAGGAGGCUUAGGUGGACUAGAGAAUAUGGGAAUGGGAUCUGGAGGUUUAUCUGAAAUGCAGUCUAGACUACAGCAACAAAUGAUGAAUAAUCCAGAACACUUACAACAAUUAAUGAAUAACCCCAUGGUUGAACAGCUAAUGUCUAAUCCGGAAGUCAUUCGAACAAUGCUUCAGAGUAAUCCUCAAAUGAGGGACCUUCUUGAACGAAACCCUGAGAUUAACCACGUUCUCAACAAUCCCGAUUUAAUGAGACAAACUCUGGACUUGGCAAGGAAUCCAGCUGCGUUUCAAGAAGUUAUGAGAAACCACGAUAGGGCUUUAUCUAACUUAGAAAGUUUACCCGGUGGCUUUAAUCAUUUGCAAAGACUUUAUCGUGAUGUCCAAGAGCCUAUGAUGAAUGCCGCUAGCGAAUCUAUAAAUCCUAACCCGUUUGCUGCCCUUGCUAAUCAAGGAAAUAAUAGCGCGAGUUCAACCAACUCUCAAGCCGGAAGAGAAAAUAGUGAACCCCUACCAAAUCCGUGGGCACCACCAAGUUCCAGGUCGACCGCAAGCACGGAUUCUAAUGCUUCGAAUACUGGAAAUACAAGAUCAGGUACUAGUGGAGGACCUGGCAACAUAUUCAAUUCACCCGAAAUGCAGUCAUUGGCCUCUCAAAUUACAGACAACCCUCAAUUAAUGCAAAAUAUGCUCCAAGCUCCGUAUAUGCAAGCUAUGCUGCAAAACGUAUCUUCUAAUCCCCAAUUGGCUAAUCAAUUGCUAUCGGCUAAUCCGAUGUUCGCCAACAACCCAGAACUUCGAGAAAGAAUGUCGAGUCAGUUGCCAGCCAUGUUGCAACAAAUGCAACGACCAGAAAUGCAGGCGCUUAUGACUAAUCCAAGAGCAUUUCAAGCCAUGAUGCAGAUUCAGCAAGGCAUGCAACAACUACAAACUGAAAUUCCGGGUUUAAUGAAUCCUUCACCAACUUCGACUACUACUACUGGUUCUACCGCCACAACGACCAGUUCGGAAAACACCCAAGGGGGAGGACAAGCUCCAGCUGGAAACGAGGCAGUUGGACAAUUUAUGGCUAAUAUGUUUUCCCAAAUGUCGACCGGACAGCAACAGCAACAAAAUAAUCAACCACCCGAAGAACGAUUUGCCUCUCAGUUAGACCAAUUAGCAUCAAUGGGUUUCAUAAAUAGGGAAGCAAACAUUCAAGCCUUAUUAGCCACCUUUGGAGACGUUAACGCAGCGAUAGAUCGAUUGCUUCAGCAGCGAUGA
Messenger RNA from Dimorphilus gyrociliatus, 1640 nucleotides. NCBI's taxonomy places the organism in Eukaryota, Metazoa, Annelida, Polychaeta, Dinophilidae. The record is from the annotation of a GenBank genome assembly.